UUGGUGAGCGGUGUUGUUGUUGUGUGUGGUCUUCUUUUGUAACUCACUCUCAUUUCUACACAUACACCUUUCUUUGAAAACUUCUUCUUCUUCACGCCGCCUCACACUUUCUCUUCACUCUUCUUUCUUUGCAUUCUCUUUAAAUCAUCAUAAACCCCUCCAAUUUACCCAAAGGGUUAGUCUUUUUGUGUUUUUCAUUGUGUUUUGUUUGUCUAUGGUCGCUUCAUCAUUGUCUCUCUAAUGCCAGCUCUCUUCUCUUGCUGGUGAGUCCUCUGUUGAUCGUAUCAAAAUCAUUUCUUUUUUCUUCUGGUUUUUGUUUAGCUGAAUUGGGUUUGUUUGUAAUUUGGUUUUUGAUGUAUUUGGGUUAUCAAGAUUGAAUUUUGAUUGUCUUUUGUUGGUUUUGAUGAUCAUCCUUUCCUGUGUUCUUGCUUCUUUGAUUAUGAUCUAUUUUCUGGUUUCUGUUUGCAUUGGAUUUGUUUACACAAAUCUAGUCUUUUUUAUUGUCAUUAUGGCAUGUUCAAAUCAAAAAAAUUAUUCUUCAAUUGGUUUAAUGACUUUGACUAUGAAUUUAGGAUAUAAUUUGUUCUAAACUACUCUAUGAUUUUCAAUUUUUCUAUAUUCUUCUUGCCAUCUGAUUAUAUUUUAUUUAGUAAUGAAUCAAUGGAUGCUAAAGUAACAGUCACUAUAGUAGCGUCUGUGUUUUGAUUAAUGGGUUAAAUUUUGAUAGUGGACAAUUUCAAAAUUUGUCUGGGAGAUACUGUGAUUUUGUAGUUGUCACAAUGUGGCUUGUUCUUCAUGUAUAAAUGACAGAUAGAAAUGAGGUUGAUGCAUUUUGAAGUUUUUAAUGCAUUGAAGGGUCUUUUUUUGUGAACUACAUCGCAAAGUGCUUUAGAAUCUGUUUGGCAGAAAGGAAUUCUUAAGUUAUUCACAGAAUGGAAGACGGAAGAACUGAACUAGGGGUUGAUGAAUUUGAAAAGCUUCUUGGGGAGAUACCGAAUGCUACAUCUGGAAAUACACAUUCUGAGGGAUCUGGACCAAAGAGGGUCUCUUCAGAUUAUGGCUUGUUGCCUGUCUGUGUCAUUUCCAGCAAAGGGCCUUUGACUGAAAAACUCCAGAACAAUGGAAGUUUGGAUGAGGGAAAGAUAUUGGUGGAUAAACCUCUUCAGUCACCAAUCAACAGGAUGGGACAGGAGGAAGUGAAUCUUCCUGAUGACCAGUCCUUGACAUCUGCAUUUGCUGACCUCAGAUUUAAUAGGGGAAUGAUGAUGGAAUCUGGGAGUCCUUGGGUGAAGUCAUCACCGAAUCAUACUACUGUUUUAUUGGAAUCCCAAUAUACAAGCAGCUUAAAGGAACAGGUUUCUAAUGUUAAUCCGCAACUGGUUGUUUCCUCUUUCCAAUCAACAUAUAAUGAACUAUAUGAUGUUGCAAAAGUUAGACAAGAAAGUUCGGAUGUUGUGAAUCCUGAUGUUCAAGAACUGAAGAAGAUGCAGGUUGGUUAUUGUCAACCAAUUGAAAACUUCUCCGCUCCCUUGCCACUUGCUCUUGGGAUGCAAGGUUUUCAGUUCCUAUCUAAUUUGCCUGUCCAUGCUUUGGAGUUCCCUGUAAUGUCUGAUCAGCAGCAAUACUUUGCCGAAGCACAAUCCUCAUUCCCUUACUUACAUUCACAACAUUUAAACCAGCCUCACAUCAGUUGGAGAAAUAUUGAGCAGGAACAAUAUGGUAGGAUGCAUCAGCAGUACUUGUAUCUGCAGCAGCAGCAGCUCCGGAAUCAGCGAAUGGAAACCCAGCACCCAAUUCAAUUGAAUGGAAAUACUCCGACUAUGCUAAUUGGUCGUAACCUGAGACAACCAUGUUUUGAGAUACCAAACCAACUUGAACAAUCUAAUCAAGAACCAUUUUGGAACACUUAUGCAGUCCCAAGAGGUUUGGACCAACCAAAUCCUGCCUUUUCCUCCACUGAGUACAAUGCUAUGCAUGUUUUGGGUAAAGUGGGAAAGCAGACAUUUCCUGAGAAGAUCCUAACAAGAUCUCAGGGAUUGAAUAUGCUUAAAGCUGUCAAAUUUGGAGCUGUUGUGGGAAAUGAGUCUCUAUCUCAUGUCAAUCAGAAUGGAAAAAUUCUGUCAAAUGGUCAUGUUUGCCUUAGCUUAACUAGUCCAAAUGCUGGAUGCUUUGAGCUUAAUGGUCUAAAUGCAUGGUCUUUGUCAAAUGACUCUACUGAUCUCAGAAGUACUAAUUUGAGACCUCAACCACAUAAAUAUAAUUCUUUGGAUGAAGUCACUGGUAAAAUAUAUUUCAUGGCGAAGGACCAACAUGGUUGUCGUUUCUUACAGAGAAAAAUAUCAGAGGGUACCUCAGAAGAUACUGAAAAGAUAUUUUUGGAGAUCAUUGAUCAUGUUGUGGAGCUCAUGACGGAUCCCUUUGGAAAUUACCUGGUCCAGAAGAUGCUUGAAGUGUGCAAUGAGGAUCAGAGAAUGCAAAUACUUCUUGCAAUCACAAGAAAAGCUGGAGAUCUUGUCAGAAUUUCAUGUGACAUGCAUGGGACUCGGGCUGUUCAGAAGGUUAUUGAAACCCUUAAGAGUCCAGAGCAGUUUUCCUUGGUUGUUUUUUCAUUGAAACCUGGUAUAGUGACGCUCAUAAAAAAUAUGAACGGAAAUCAUGUUGCACAGCGCUGCUUAUUGUAUUUACAGUCAGAACACAGCAAGUUCCUCAUUGAAGCUGCAACUAAUAAUUGUGUUGAGCUUGCAACUGAUCGCCAUGGCUGUUGUGUGCUUCAAAAAUGCCUUACUCAUUCUGAGGAUGAGCAAAGACACCGUUUAAUCUGUGAGAUCACUUCAAAUGCUCUAAUCCUUUCACAAGAUGCAUUUGGGAACUAUGUUGUGCAAUUUGUGUUUGAGCUUCAACUCCCAUGGGCAACAAUGGAUAUUCUUGAUCAGUUGGAGGGCAACUAUGGGGAUUUGUCAAUGCAGAAGUACAGUAGUAAUGUGGUUGAGAAAUGCCUCAAAUAUUCAAGUGAGGAAUGCCGCAGUCGUAUCAUCUGGGAAUUGAUAAACAAUGCUCACCUGGAUCAAGUCAUGCUAGAUCCUUAUGGAAAUUAUGUUAUUCAAGCAGCAUUGAAUCAAUCAAAGGGAACUGUUCAUGCUGCGUUGGUGGAUGCCAUAAGACCACAUGUACCUGUGCUCCGAACCAGCCCAUAUGGGAAGAAAGUUCUCCCUAGCAAUAGCUUGAAGAAAUAAUCUGCGUGCAUGAUGAAAGACUCAUUUUUAUCUGUUGCUGUAUAUUCUCCUCAGCCGAGCAAAACUUACGUAUAAUUAUUCUAGAUGAUCCUGUAAUUUCUUUAAUAAGCAGGUGAAGAAAAGUUGUGUUCAGUUCAAUUUUCUUGAUUUUGAAGGAUAGACCUGAAAAAAUGGGUCAAGGGAUGGCGUCAACAGCUCACAUGGAAUGCAAAGAGCUGUCUGCUGUUUCAUUAAAAGAAAUUUUGUAUGUAGAUGGGCAUUUUUUUUUUUCCAUAGAAAUAAAUUGAUGAGAAGAAAAUGUAAAGUUGUUUGAGCUUCAGGGAAUUGUAUUAGGACUUUUUUUCACUUUUUUCACCUAAGUUCAAAAGCCUGAAAAUUGUUGCAAGAUCGAAGAUCUAUUUAAGCUUCCUUGUCUAUAUAUUCCAGACAAUUGAUCGGGGCAGUAAUUAUGUUAUUG
Messenger RNA from Mangifera indica (mango), 3690 nucleotides. Its product is annotated as pumilio homolog 12-like. Gene Ontology annotation, cellular component: cytoplasm. Bases 933 to 3233 code for a protein of 766 amino acids. The record is from RefSeq and is a predicted model, not a curated record. The transcript has 6 exons. Gene Ontology annotation, molecular function: mRNA binding. Gene Ontology annotation, biological process: post-transcriptional regulation of gene expression. NCBI's taxonomy places the organism in Eukaryota, Viridiplantae, Streptophyta, Magnoliopsida, Sapindales, Anacardiaceae.